UCUCUGAUUGGCUGCGGGGACAGGUGGGGGCGGGCCCAGCGGGGAGCAGCACGCUGCGUUUCACCGGCCGAGAGCGGCGAGCGGCGGCGGCCGGGAUGGGGGCGCGGGGCCGUGAGGCGGGGCCGGGGCAGGUCUUCUGCUCUGGAUCUGCUUCUUUACAGAAUGAAUACUGAAUCGUGGACCUUCCAGUAGAGAAGAUCAGCGUGUAUAUUUAUAUAUCAACAUCUUAUUUUCUUUUUCCUGAAAGCUUCUGCUCAGCCUCUGAAGUUUAAUCACAAUGAAUUCAGGCUUAUGGAGUCAAGAAAAAGCAAGUUCAUCAUAUUGGGAAGAGCGCAUCUUCUACUUGCUUCUCCAAGAAUGCAGUGUCAUAGACAAGCAGACUCAAAAGCUCUUGAAAGUACCCAAAGGUAGCAUUGGGCAGUUUUUUCAAGACCGUUCUUCUGUGGGACACUCCAGAAAUAUUCCUUGUAAAGGCAAGAAAUUACAGAUUGGAUUAAAGAUUUUGGAACAACCUCAUGCAAUCCUGUUUGUGGAUGAGAAGGAUGUUAUCGAAAUAAAUGAAAAGCUAGCUGAGUUGCUUUUGGCCAUUACUAACUGUGAGGAGAGAUACAGCUUAUUUAAAAGCAAAAGCAGGUUAACUAAAGGCAUCCAAAUAGAUAUUGGCUCACCUGUUAGAGUACAGCUUCGGUCGGGAGAUGAUAAAUUCCCUGGAGUUGUUCGCUUCAGAGGACCCUUGUUGCAAGAAAGGUCCCUAACAGGAAUAUACUUUGGAGUAGAGCUGCUGGAAGAAGGUCGUGGCCAGGGCUUUACUGAUGGACAGUACCAAGGCAAGCAGCUUUUCAGAUGUGAUGAGGAUUGUGGGGUUUUUGUUGCUUUGGACAAACUGGAGCUGGUGGAAGACGAUGACAAUGAACUGGAAAGUGACUAUGCAGCUCCAGUUGAUGCAAUGCAGGUAGAACUUCCUCCUCUGGAGAUCAACUCCAGGGUUUCUCUGAAGAUAGGAGAGAGUAUAGAGUAUGGGACAGUUAUAUUCUGUGAUGUCUUACCAGGAAACGAAAGUUUAGGAUACGUUGUUGGAGUGGACAUGGAUAAUCCUAUUGGAAAUUGGGAUGGAAGAUACAAUGGAAUACAGCUGUGCAGUUUUGCAAGUGUUGAAAGUACACUCCUUUUGCAUAUCAAUGAUGUUAUACCAGAGACUGUGUCACAGGAUAGGAGGCCUCCCAAGCUUGCCUAUACCUCAAGAGGUGGUGGUGACAAAAGCUUGUUCAAUCAUAGUAAGCUAAAGGCAACAGGGUCUACCUCUGAACCUGGAAGUAGAAACAGAUCUGAAGUCUUCUACACAUUAAAUGGCUCAUCAAUUGAUUCUCAACCUCAAACAAAACCAAAACCUCCAUGGUAUAUUGAUGAAGUUGCUGAAGAUCCUGCAAAAUCACUUACUGAUUCAUCUUCUGGAUUUGGGCAUUCUUCACCGCCACUGCAGCCACCUUUGACAAACUCUGUGUCUACAGAAAACAGAUUCCACUCCCUCCCCUUUAGCUUGACAAAAGCAUCAAGUACUAAUGGUACUAUCGGACAUAGUCCCCUGUCUUUAUCUGUUCAGUCCGUCAUUGGUGAUGUAAAUACUACGGCUAACCAGGAGAGUCCAUCAACAGCAGGCCCCAUCGGUAACUCUCAUGGUCUUGAAGCAGGCUCCUUGGCUGAAGUUAAAGAAAAUCCUCCUUUCUAUGGAGUAAUCCGCUGGAUUGGCCAGCCCCCAGGGGUGAAUGAAGUAUUAGCUGGACUGGAACUGGAAGAUGAAUGUGCAGGUUGUACAGAUGGAACAUUUAAAGGAACUCGAUACUUCACUUGUGCUCCAAAGAAAGCUCUUUUUGUUAAACUCAAAAGCUGCAGGCCAGAUUCCAGGUUUGCAUCGCUGCAGCCCGUCUCCAACCAGAUUGAGCGCUGCAACUCUCUAGCCUUUGGAGGUUACUUAAGUGAAGUGGUAGAAGAGAACACUCCUCCAAAAAUGGAAAAAGAAGGUUUAGAGACAAUGAUUGGAAAGAAGAAAGGUAUCCAGGGUCAUUACAACUCCUGUUACUUAGACUCCACCUUAUUCUGCCUGUUUUCAUUUAGCUCUGUUUUGGACACUGUGUUACUCAGACCUAAAGAAAAGAAUGAUGUAGAGUAUUACAGUGAGACUCAAGAGCUGUUGCGGACAGAGAUCGUGAAUCCUCUUAGAAUAUAUGGAUAUGUAUGUGCUACAAAAAUAAUGAAACUGAGGAAAAUACUUGAAAAAGUUGAAGCUGCAUCAGGAUUCACAUCAGAGGAAAAAGAUCCAGAAGAAUUUUUGAAUAUUUUAUUUCACCAUAUUCUAAGAGUUGAGCCACUGUUGAAAAUAAGAUCAGCAGGUCAGAAAGUACAAGACUGUUAUUUCUAUCAAAUUUUUAUGGACAAAAAUGAGAAGGUGGGAGUCCCAACUAUUCAGCAGUUACUGGAGUGGUCAUUCAUCAACAGCAACUUGAAGUUUGCAGAGGCACCCUCUUGCCUGAUUAUUCAGAUGCCUCGAUUUGGAAAAGACUUCAAAAUGUUCAACAAAAUUUUUCCAUCCUUGGAGUUAAAUAUAACAGAUUUACUUGAAGACACUCCCAGGCAAUGCCGUAUAUGUGGAGGGCUUGCUAUGUAUGAGUGCAGAGAAUGUUAUGAAGAUACUGAUAUUUCUGCUGGAAAAAUCAAGCAGUUCUGCAAAACCUGCAAUACACAAGUUCAUCUUCAUCCCAAGAGACAGAGCCAUAAAUUCAAUCCUUUGUCACUCCCUAAAGACCUGCCAGACUGGGACUGGCGACAUGGCUGCAUUCCUUACCAGAAGAUGGAGUUGUUUGCUGUUCUCUGCAUAGAAACGAGCCACUAUGUAGCUUUUGUUAAGUAUGGGAGGGAUGACUCCGCCUGGCUUUUCUUUGACAGCAUGGCAGAUCGGGAUGGAGGUCAGAAUGGCUUUAACAUUCCACAAGUUACCCCAUGUCCAGAAGUUGGUGAAUACCUGAAGAUGUCUGUAGAAGAACUACAUUCACUGGAUUCUAGAAAAAUUCAAGGCUGUGCACGAAGACUGCUUUGUGAUGCUUACAUGUGCAUGUAUCAAAGUCCAACGAUGAGUUUAUACAAAUGAACAAUGUCCUCUGGAAAGCUGAAGAAACAGUAAAGAGAUUUCUACUGUUGCAUUUGCUGCAUUUUUUUGGUUAGUUUUAAUGCAACCGUUGCUGGCAAUGGAUGCGAUGACAAGGAAGAAGCGGACUCUAAGAACAAAAAGAUUACUGUUCCAAAAACUACAUGUGGAGUUCUGUAAUUGAAGUAUUUAAGCAUUUUGCACUCUAGGAAGUGUGCUUGUGUGUGUUUGUUUUAUAAACAAAGUCUAAAUGAAGUUACUAAAACUUAAAGCUUUAAGUGCAUUGAUAAUAUACAGACUUUAAAAAAAUCUUUAAAGUGGAAUUUUAUCAGGAGAAGCCUCCUUAGUCCAUUGAGAAUGUAAAGAUGCAGUGCUAUUGCGCAGUGUAUUUCUGUGGACCAAGGAUGAUGAGUCUCAGAUAGCUUUCUUCUCUCCACCCUCCCCAGCACUGCUCCUCACCUGUGAUCUUUUCAGCACCAUAGAUCCUCUCUUCAAGAGAGAACUUUAGUUUUAAUAACACAAAUUUUAAACUGUUCAUUGCAAUUAAUUCUGUCCUGUUAGCUCAUUACUGCAUUCUUUUCAGUUCAUACAUUUACAUCUCUGAAAAAUUCACAUCCAUUUAAAAUAUCUGAAUUCCUGUCUUGUGAAAAUCAAGCACACUGAUUUGCUGUUUGAUAAGUUGGGAUUUUUGGAGAGAGAAAGAGGAGAAAGAGAAGAAGAGUGUUUUGAGGGGAAGUAUAAUUGCUGAAACAAAACUAGCAAUGCAAGAUAACAUCUUUUCCUAACUGUAUUUCUAAAGGAAGUAGACUGGAACAACAUCAACUGUGUACAAAUGGUUGGAGGACAAAACAAUAAAAUGGAGAAUUGCCUCAGGGAAUGUUACAGAAGUGGACUCUGGUUCUUGGUGAAACAAAACUGACUUUUAUACAGUACAUUAAGCUACUACCUGGGAAUAUGUUACACAUCUGACUCUUCAUUUCAGGAUUAUUAAGGAAUAUUAAAAAUCUCUGGAAAGAUGAAACCAGAAAUAAAAGUAGAUAGGUGUUUUACUGUAUACCAAGUACCUAAUGAAAACUAACUCAAAGCUGCAAAACCUGUAUUGGUGUAAAAUAUUAUUGGUUAGAACCAAGUUUAUUGGUUCUUGUUUGUAAUGAAAUACUGUUGUUUUAGCUGCUUUUUUUAGCUAUUGCUGUCUACUCUGACUAGCAAACAUAUAUAAAUACACAGUAAAAUCUGGCUGUACAGACAUGAAAAAUUGCAUAUAGAGAGCGCUGUACAUUUUCAACUUUUAGGAGGCUUUCCAUACAAAGCAUCUUAUGUGGGAUUGAGUCUGUAGAAGGAAAAGUCGCAAAAUGUAAGAGGAAAAAUCAUGUGCUUCGUUGUUGUAAAGACGAGAGUGAUCCUAUAUCGUAGAAAGUGUUACUUUGUGCUUCAUGGGAGG
Oxyura jamaicensis (ruddy duck) is the source of this 4580-nucleotide messenger RNA. RefSeq names its product CYLD lysine 63 deubiquitinase (gene CYLD). Bases 278 to 3142 code for a protein of 954 amino acids. Gene Ontology annotation, molecular function: cysteine-type deubiquitinase activity; K63-linked deubiquitinase activity. Lineage: Eukaryota; Metazoa; Chordata; Aves; Anseriformes; Anatidae. The record is from RefSeq and is a predicted model, not a curated record. Gene Ontology annotation, biological process: positive regulation of extrinsic apoptotic signaling pathway; regulation of mitotic cell cycle; protein K63-linked deubiquitination. The transcript has 17 exons. Gene Ontology annotation, cellular component: cytosol.